Nannochloropsis gaditana CCMP526 is the source of this 131-nucleotide messenger RNA. RefSeq lists its product as uncharacterized. The transcript has a single exon. The annotation marks the transcript as partial. The record is from RefSeq and is a predicted model, not a curated record.
UUGACCGCAUUCUCCGAGCGCCCCGGCAGGGAGCGAGCAAUCUUGGUCCAGGCGUUCCCCCACUUCGCCUGCGCCUCCGCCAGGACUCGAUCCUCUUCCUCCGUCCAUUCCCCCUUCUUCAAGGCCGGGUC